AUGGCAGCCGUUGGUAAUCGAGAAGUGCUAGCUAUAACAGGGGUAUCCACAGGCUUAGGCCUUGCCAUGGUGAACUGGUACAUAUCCAAAGGCCAUUUGGUGUUAGGGUGUGCACGGUCAGCUCAAAAGAUUAAUCAGCUGAACGAAGAGUUUUGUAAAGGAGGCAAACCAAAACAGUUCUCUGUUGUUGACAUUCUCAACGAGGCAGACGUGAAACGUUGGUCACAAGAUGUUAUUUCUAGCUUUGGAGCGCCGACUUUCCUCCUUAAUAAUGCAUCUAUAAUCAACAGUAAUGCGUGUUUGUGGCAGAUUUCUGGAGAAGAGUUCAACAGUGUCAUCGAUGUCAACAUUAAGGGCACCACGAAUGUCAUUCGCCAUUUUGUGCCCGAAAUGAUAAAAGCGGGAAAGGGUGUGGUCGUUAAUUUUAGUUCUGGCUGGGGUAGAAGUGUGGCGGCGCAUAAAGCUCCAUAUUGUGCUUCCAAGUGGGCCAUUGAGGGGCUUUCUAAAGCAAUGGCGCUUGAGUUACCUAUACCGCUCACAUGUGUUCCGUUGAACCCAGGAGUCAUCAACACACCUAUGUUGGAGACAACCUUUGGAAAACAAGGUGCAGCAAUGUAUAGGAGUCCUGAAGAAUGGGCCCGAGAUGCCUGUCCAUUCAUUCUAUCCAUUGACCACUCUCAGAAUGGAAUGAGUCUUACAGCUCCAUAG
Messenger RNA from Pocillopora meandrina, 708 nucleotides. The record is from the annotation of a GenBank genome assembly. Lineage: Eukaryota; Metazoa; Cnidaria; Anthozoa; Scleractinia; Pocilloporidae.